AUGAUGACUUGGUCGAGUACUGGAACGUGCGCGAAGCGCAUUCUAAGAGAUUCAUGCCGGGUAAAGCCGACCAACUAUCGCACAUUCGCUGUGGCCGUAGGAUCAGCGCCCUUUGUGUCUUCUGAAGUUGCUGGAGUGAAGAUCGCUAGUAGAGAUAUCUCUGGACCGACCACCAGACUUGCCGUUAUCGCAAAAGCGGGAACUCGAUAUCAACCCGCCCCAGGUCUUAGCUCAGGGCUUGGAUUAUUCGCCUUUAAGAAUACCAAUAAACGUUCAGCAUUAAGAAUUACCCGCGAAGCUGAACUUAUGGGAAGUCAAUUGUUAUCAUAUCACACAAGGGAACACAUAGCUAUUGAAGCCAAAUUUAUGCGAGAGGACUUGCCAUACUUCACUGAACUACUCGCGGAAGUCAUAUCUGAGACGAAAUAUACGACAUACGAAUUUGAUGAGCAGAUAGCACCUCUAGUCGCUUUAGCUCAAAAGAAAAUUUCUCAAAACUCCAGCGAGAUUGCUUUCAAUUCCGUUCAUGGUGUCGCAUUUCAUCGCGGUCUUGGAGAACCUCAUCUCCCCAAUUCGGCAAGUCCACUCUCAAAGUAUUUAGACGCAGAAGCAAUCAGACAGUUUGCGAGGUUAGCCUAUGCAAAGCCCAACAUCGCUAUAGUAGCCACCGGCACCGAUCAAAAUACGUUAGCUAAAUGGGUUGCUGAAUACUUUAAGAAUAUACCUGGUGGAACGAGUCCUUUGUCAAGUGAGACAUCCAAAUAUUACGGGGGCGAAGAACGCAUUGACAACGCUCAUGGGAACUCUAUUGUUAUUGCAUUCCCUGGCUCAAGUUCCUUUGUAUCAAACUCAUCAUUCAAGCCGGAGAUUCAUGUCCUCGGGGCUCUUUUGGGAGGCAAAUCUAGUAUCAAAUGGUCAACUGGAUUUUCUCUACUUGCAAAGGCAUCAUCAUCUUUUCACGGCGCUACCGCAUCUACAUCUCAUUUCACAUAUUCUGACACCGGUUUAUUGGCAAUCAAUAUUGUAGGUGCAGCUCAGUCUGUUCGAAAAGCUUCAUUUGAGGUCUACAAAGCACUGAAGAGCGUUUCUGAAGGAUCAAUUUCUAAAGAUGAUUUGAAUAAGGCUAUAGCUCAGGCAAAAUUCAAUAUCUUUGACGAACGUCAAAGUAGUGAAGUUUGCUUGGCUUCAAUGGGAGGAAGCUUAAUUCAUUCUGGGAAAUACCACGAUAUUGACGAAUUAGGAAAAAGUCUGAUGAAGGUCAGCGCUGACAGCCUGAAGAUGAUUGCCAAAAGUUUACUAGCUAAUAAAGCCACGGUAUCUGCAGUUGGAGACCUUCACAUCCUUCCAUUCGCAGAGGAAAUUGGGUUUAAGGUCUAG
This is a messenger RNA of Blumeria graminis f. sp. triticale, 1377 nucleotides long. The record is from the annotation of a GenBank genome assembly. Lineage: Eukaryota; Fungi; Ascomycota; Leotiomycetes; Helotiales; Erysiphaceae.